UCCAAAAAAAGUCUGGAUCUAUUGAAAUUUUUUGUUCCUAUUGAAUCCGAAUAUUCAAAGGUCUCCAAAUAUUUACUAACCGUUAAGUCCAGGCUAACCUGGCCCAGAUCUAUUCAAAUUUUUUCCAAAUUUACUUUAAUAUCUUGUUUGUUCCGUGUCCACAAUCCAGCGAAUUUUUGAUUUAUGGGAGAGAUUUUGCGCGAUGGGAAGGGGAGGAAUUACUAUCUUAAAUUCGAAACAACAAAAACAACAAAAAAUGAUACUUCCUAAAACAGAAGGAAAACACAAAAUUUUAACAAAAAAAUUGACUGAUGUAUUAGAUAAUCGUCCUUUAAAUAAAACUUUUACUAUAGCCAAAAGUUCGAAUAAUAUAAAUAAUGAAGAUGAUAAAUUUAACAGAAAAAGAAGUAACAGUUUUGAUUCGGAUUUUGUUGAUUUUGGAAAAGGUGGAACAUUAAGAAUAAGAGUAGAAAAAACUUGUUUUGCAAUGGAUUGGGGAAGUAAAGAAUUAUUAAAAGGAAGAAAAUCAGGGAAUAAUAUUAGUCCAAAUAAUUCAAAACAAAAUAAAGAAAAAUUAGAAAGAAGAGAAUUAAAUAAAAAUAAAGAUUCUAAUACUCCAAAAUUGCCAUCUUUGGAAGGAUUUUUGCCUGGAAGGACUUGCUGUCAAUUACAAUUUUGUAGAUUUUCUAAUUUGGAGUUGCUUAAAUACAAGAGGAAUUUAAUGAAUUAA
Molecule: messenger RNA, 730 nt
Organism: Meloidogyne enterolobii
Lineage: Eukaryota; Metazoa; Nematoda; Chromadorea; Rhabditida; Meloidogynidae
Source: the annotation of a GenBank genome assembly